AUGUUUCAGAUUCAAUGCCUUUCCGGUCAUAAUGAGAAUGCCGACUUUUUUUGUGCAUAUGAAAAUUGCAAGGACAAUAGAUUUCAUUGUUUUAAUCAAUGCAUAAAGAAUGAUCACAAACAUGUUCAUAAUGAUUAAUAUUUGUUUAAAAUAGAUGAAUUUCCAAAUUAUAUAAAAAUAGGCAACAUUUAAUUUUCAGAGACGAUAAAAUAACUUGAUAAUAUAGUUGAUGACUUUUGCUUUUAAUUCAAAGAAUUAAAAUAAAAUCUUUAAAAAACAUUUGAAUGGACAUUAGAUAGGUUAAAAUGUUUAAAGGGAAAUAAUUUAAAUAUUGCUGUGGAUAAUAUGAUUAAGUUUGAAGAAUAUAGGAAGAGAUUUAUGAUGAAUAUCAACUAAAAUACUUAAUUAUUAUGCCAAACUCUUAAAGAAAGUAUUCAGGAAUUAAAAGUAAAAUAAGUAAUUAUUUAUAUUAUAAAUUAGACAGAUCUUUUUUAAUAUUAUCUUUUAUAGUAAUGGUAAAUAAAGGAGAAAGAAAUAUGUAAGACAAUAGCUUAAAAUUAAGAUUCAUCUAUAAUUAUUUGCGGAUUUUAGAAUUUUAUCAAAAUAUAUUAGUUUAAAAAUUAAUCUUUUUAAGAAAUAUAAGUAAUUAAACAAUAGGAGGCAUUAAAAUUAUUUUUUAUUAAUGACACAGAUGGAUUUAUAUCUUUGGCAAAUAAAAUAAAUUGUUUUGGUCUUUUAACUGAUAUUAGUAUUAAGAUUGAUAUUUUUUAAAAAGUCAAUAAUUAAUGGUAAAAAUAACAUUCUAUAGAUUCACCCUUCAUCCCUCAAUAAUUAUUCAUAACAAAAGAUGAAUCGUUUAUUUUAUUAAGUCAAACUAUUAACCUUAUUAUAAAAUAGAUAAGCAUAACUAUGUAUCAAAAAUUUAAUGAUUAAAAAUGGAUAUAUUAAAAAGAAUAGUUUUAAGAAAUUAGAGGUUUUGAAUUUUUUAAUGCUGAUAUGAAUGAUUCUGAGAAUAUUAUUAUUUUUAGUUGUGAAUCAAAGAUUUAGAUCCUAUAGAAAUAAUAUUAGGCAAAAAAAUGGGAUUUAAUACAAAAAAUUAAAAUAUAAGAAAAAUAACCUUAAAUAAAAUUUAUUUAGGAUAAGUCAUUUAUAUCUUCUGAAAACUCUUAGUUAUGCAUUUAUACUCAAAACUAAGAUAAUUUAUAGUUUGAAAAAAUUAAAUCAAUUAAUUUUUAAACUGGAAAGAUAAUUUCAAAUAAUAUUAUAAUUAUACAAUUUAUAAAAUAAAAAUAGCUAUUAUUAAUUUCAAUUAAUUCCAAAUUGAAUAUAAUUAAAGUUUAUCAAAAUAACGAUUUAAAAAUUGAAUAUUGUGUUGAAGAUGGUAAGUUAGAAGGAAUGAUUAGUAAUGAUGGAAACGUUUUAUUAACAUAUGAUUAAGAUUCUAAAUAAAUUGCCAUAAGAUAGCUGUGA
Messenger RNA from Paramecium pentaurelia, 1470 nucleotides. NCBI's taxonomy places the organism in Eukaryota, Ciliophora, Oligohymenophorea, Peniculida, Parameciidae. The record is from the annotation of a GenBank genome assembly.